Molecule: messenger RNA, 846 nt
Organism: Echinostoma caproni
Lineage: Eukaryota; Metazoa; Platyhelminthes; Trematoda; Plagiorchiida; Echinostomatidae
Source: the annotation of a GenBank genome assembly
AUUUCACCUUUGUCCAAAGCAAACUCACCGAUGAAUUGGGAAAGUAAUCCAUGGUUUUACGUUAUUGACAAGCGGCUUUGUUCACUCUGUAAACAAAAUUUUAAUGUACAACAGAAGGGGCGAACCCCAUAUUCUCGGGGACCUUUUAUAGGUGUCAUGAUCUGGACGGCGGUACAGCUACCUACCACCAAAGUUAUAUGGAGGUGGACCGGGUCGCACUUCAGGCCUUAUGGGCCACAACAAGCUAGUGACAUCCUCUCUUACAUCCUUUCUUGCUAUUUUUCUCAGGGUUUUGCUUCUGGAGAUGUGAACCGUGAUGCUGCUGCCGUGCGUUGCUUCCUUCGCGAAUUUAAAUUCCCCACUGUUGUGAUCGCACAGAGUUUCGCCAAAAACAUGGGCCUCUAUGGGGAACGUGUGGGCGCGCUCUCUUUGAUUUGCGAUUCGACCGAGGAAAAAGAACGUUGCAUGUCCCAACUGAAAAUUCUGAUCCGUCCUAUGUACAGUAAUCCGCCCAUUCAUGGGGCUCGUAUUGCAGCAGAGAUCUUGUCCGAUGAGAUCCUGCGUAGUAAAUGGCUGGUGGACGUAAAAUCUAUGGCCGAUCGGAUUAUUUCGAUGCGCGAAAGCUUGGUUCGUUAUUUGGCGAAGGAAGGCUCCCAACGCAAUUGGUCCCAUAUUGUCAAUCAAAUAGGCAUGUUCUGUUACAGCGGUCUUGUGCCUGAACAGGUGGACCGUCUAACUCGCGAGUACUCCAUCUACCUGACUCGUGAUGGGCGUAUGAGUAUUGCCGGUCUGUCAUCGCAAAACGUGGAAUAUUUGGCACACGCAAUGCAUCAAGUUACCAAGUAA